AUGCCAUGGAGCACCCCGUUGACGUGGGCUUGCGCGGCACUCUUCCAGAAGGUCACGGGCGACUGCGGCUUUCGGCGUGUGGACGUUUCCAGAGAAGGCUUCAGCAAGCAGCUUCGCAACGAGAAGAGGCCGCUGCUCCUCCACUCCAUUCCAGGCGUUUCAGAUGCACUGGUCGACGCGGACCAGGAGUGGAUGCUCAGACAGUUUGGAAACUUGCGGAUGCAGCUGGAGCCUGGCAUUGAUGAAAGUUCGACACAUUUCCGGCUGACCAAGGAGUGGAGAUCAUUGAGCCGCUACAUCCGCCAGCCAACAGGAGGGCAGGAGCUUGGAUUCGAGCACGGGUUCGCGGGCAAUUUGAGCCGCUCGGUGUGGCGCUCCAGGUUUGGGGUGCUGCCGGAUCAGCUGCAGCAGGAACUGGCAUUCCCAAUCCUUACGCUGGGUGCCAAGGGCACAGGCUCCAGCAUGCAUCAGCAUGAGGAGACAUGGCUUCUUUUACUACAUGGCCGCAAGGGUUGGUGGAUCAGCGAGGAGCCAGUCUCGAAUGGCACAGCAACGUUUGCUCGCCGGAAUCCCUGCCAACACAUCGAAUCGAGCAUUCCUUCGGGAUAUCAGUUCUGUGUGCAGCAUCCUGGAGAGGUAGUGUACUUCCCAGAUGAUGCCUUCCAUGCCACCUGCAAUCUCGACAGCUUUGUGUGGGGUUUGGGAUCCCAGGGCAGCAACGCAAAUUGGCCGCCGCUCGUGAUGGCCUCAAGCCUGGGGGACGUACGAGCUGUGACGAGGAUGCUCAAGAAGAGGGAGGGCCGCCCGACACGUGCAGCCUUCGCAGCCGCUUUGCAGCGUUCCCUGGGUCUCCAGCAACCAACCGCCAGAAGGCUUAUGAAGCAUGCGGCAACAUUCCUUGAGGAAUCAACAGGUCACGCGGUCGGCUACUGCACAACAUCGCCCAUUCAUGCAGCAGCUGAGAGUGGGGAUGUAGCAAAGGUGCAGAGGCUACUGUCUUUGGGCUUUGCUUCCGAAGAGGCUUACUCAGAGACCGUGCGAUUUAUUGCGCUGGAGAUUGCUGCUUUCUUGGGGCACACUGGAGUUGUUGAGCUCUUGGCCCAGCAAACGGGCCCCCUGUUGCAGAGCCAGCGUGCUGUCAUCCUUGGCAAUGCCCUGAGAAAUGCGGCGCAGAACGGCCACACCAGAGUCCUCCAGCUCCUCAAGCACCUUGGAGCAGAGCUCACAAUGGCCGAUGCCGAGGGCCGUGUGGGGCUCCACACCGCGGCAGCCGGAGGUCAACUGGGAGCGCUGAAGGCUUUGGUUUCGAUGUACCUGAGCCCCUCCAGUGCCAUCGACACAAGCGACUACAGUGGGCACACUCCACUGCAUGCUGCCUCAGAGCGAGGGCAUGCGCCGGUUGCACAAUAUCUCCUCCGCACAGGUUCUGAGCUCUCGGUAGCAAACCGAGACAUGGAGCAGCCUAUGCAUCUUGCUGCCCGGCAAGGCCAUGCAAUAGUGCUGAGCUUGCUCCUCAAACGGAGGGCAGAUAUCUUACAAAGGAGUACAUCGGGGGCUUCUGUGCUUCAUGCAGCUGUUAUGUCUGGUUGUCGAAAUACGACCGAGCUGCUGCUGAAGCACAGAGCGUCUCUCCAUGCUCGUGACGCUAGAAACAACCAGCCCUUGCACAUUGCAGCACAGCAUGGUGACAUGGCAACGGCACUGAGCUUGCUAAAGCAGCGUGCUGACAUAUCCUCACUUGGUGAUGAAGGGCCCGCCUGGAAAGUGGCAAAGCGAAGGGGCUUUGAUGAACUUGCUCAGCUGUUGCGGAAGCAAGGCGCGCUGCCUUGCCUCGACCCGCUCAUGGAAUCCUUGGAUCCUUGGAUGGCCAAGAUACGAUAUGUUCUUGGCAGUUCAUGGAAGAAGCACGGCCAUGCGCCACAUGGAACGCAGGUGGUCGCUGACGUAAUGGCAAGCUUCAGUCCGAAGGCUACAACGCGCAACGUAAGGAAUCUGUUCCUCAGCUUCCUCAAGUCUGUGGCAGAUGCGAGCAGGGGUAUCCCGGCGGUUGCUCCGGUGCGGGCAGUCCCACCGCCUUCCGCCUCGACAGAUCUGGAAGUGGAAGCAAUGAGCUUCAUGGAGCACUUCGGCUUAGACGACGAAUGUCUGCGGCAGCUGCUUCUGCAGCCACCAGAUAUUGCCCGAGCCGUCAUGGCUGGUUUCCAGCCUCGGCAAGACACGCAGAACCCGCAGGGUCUGUUCAUCUCAUACUUGAGAUCUGUCGCGGGCUCCGCCGGCUCCAAGGGCUCCAAGGGCUCCAAAGGCUCCAAAGGCGCCACAAGUGUGUUUAGCUCUUGGCCAAGCAGUCCACCAGGCGUCACAGUCCGAGCAGCACCCUACAGGUCCCCCGCACCAAUGCAAGGCAAAGGCUCGAGCGCUCCGCGGGCCUUCGCUUUGUCGGUGUCAGAGCAAGACUUGCUGGACUUCGUAUUGGCUUGGCAGCUCGACCAGGCCUGCUUGGACUCCCUCCAAGCACAGGAUGUGGACAUCCAGCGCUUCGUGCUCAGCAAUUUCCAGCCCAGAGAAGGUACCGCAAACGUCAGUGGCUACUUGGAUGCAGUUUCCAACCCGGACGGAGUAGCUCACCGGCAGCAUGAGUUCUAUCGAGAUGCCGCCGAUGUCGCGCGCGCAGCGGUGCUCGCUGCGCCACUGUUCCUUGAGCACUGGAUCCGCCUUGCUGUCGUAAUCUCGCAUCCGGCACUUGAAAUGCCUCAAGAAGCUGCGAUGCUUGUCAGACAGGCCAUGAUCCUCAACAAUACGCACUACUGCCUGCGAGGCUUGGAGCAGAUAUUGACCCAGAGCUUGCGCAAAACAGGCAGUCGCCCAAGCUCUCGAGAUGAGCAUGAGCUCUUAGAGCGGGCCCUCGGAGGAGCCAAUGCCACCAGGCAGGCCGCUUCAAACAGUGGACAGGCCGUGCUGUGGGGACGCAAGCUGAGACACGCACAGCGGCGCUGCAGAUCCCCCGAGGCAGCAGCCACCGAAGAAGGCUUCAAGUCCUGGUUGCGCUAUGCGUCUCUGCUUCGCACAAGAGGCUGGCUCAUAGCCGCACUCGGAGUUUGCUUGCAUUUGGAGGAGCUUUACCUAGCCGACGGUCGACCAGAAGCGCUGCGCGCGCUGGGCGAGGCCGUGCCACUGGUUCGCAACUGCCGGACCCCGUUGGAAAGCAUGCUGUUCCACUCCCAUUCUGGCUUCUGGGGUGCUGACUUGGACAGCGCAGACUUUGAGCACCAGGCGCCAUCUGCGAGGGAGCUCCUGUCGGAGGAGUGGCUGCAGGAGCAGGAGGCCGCAACAUACGAUGGUGGCAAAGACCUGAUUGCUGCGCACAUGCACACCUUGGCCUUUAGCUAUUCCUCGGUGUACCGGACCAUGAUCGUUUCAGGAACAGCGGCAGCAGGUUUGGUGACCACAGCCGUCGCCAACGCCUCCAUCACCAACCACAAGACCAGCAUAAAGAACGACAAGUGUUCAUGGGCACAAGCUCCGAGCGGAACCGUGCCGAGAUUGCUUCACUGCGGCUGGGUGCUCAGGGGCAUCGACAUGAGGGGCUCUGGCCACAGGAAGGAUGCAGGCCAAGGAUGGGUCGCGGUCACGCAUCGCGACUUCAAGCGCCACUGCAUGGAGCAAUCCCGCGUGGGCCACUCCUCGGCCUUCAAGACAUAUUUGCAUCCUGACACCUGGACAGGGCAUUGGAACCAGAGCCUGAAGCGAUCGUUGGAGGUCCUGGGCUUCUCGUCUGUGACUGUGCACAGCCAGAGAACCUUGUCGCCGGUGGGCUGGCAAAAGCAGACGGUGGUUUGCGCCAGUUGGGAGACGGAACCGGAGGAACCCGAACCUUGCCUCGAAAGUUUGGAGGUGAGUGAUCGGUUUGUUGUUAGUUGUGGAGGUGAAUUCGGGAGGAAGCAUGCUUGCGCAUUCUCUUGUCAAGACCUGACUGUUCUCAAGGUUCCGAAAUCUGCCCUGAAGCCGUGGAUUCUUUCUGUGGAGGCAGCUCGCCGCUCUUGGGAGGCGUCGGUGGAGGGGCGCCUUCGGGGAACGCCUGAUGCGUACGGGCUUCGUACGGACCCAGGCGCCAGCUCUCUGAGCUCGCCUCGUGGAGCUGCAGCACUCGCCUCGUUGCUGCGCGAGCGUGACGACUUGCAGCAGCGGCUGCAGGCCACGGAGCUUGCGCGAUGUGCAGCCCAACAACGUCGUGCCACGGCAGAGGCAGCCCUUCGCCGUUGCACAGAAGACCUGGAGUGGCAGCGCAAACGGAUAGCUGCACAAGCAGCUGCCCAAGAUCAGUCCAUGAGUGAAGCUGAACUUCUUCGGAAGCAACUCCAGGAGGCCCAGGACAGGAUUGCAGAACUCGACGUAGUCCUGUCUUCCAGGAGCGAGCGAGUACGUGUCAGCGAGCGGGAGUACGCCGAAACACGAGUGGAGUUCGACGCGCUUUCUGUUGCCAACGAUGCACUACGCAAAGAGCUCGAGGCCACUCACAGCCGCAUAGUCUCCGAGCAGCAAGGUUGCCAGACGGCAGAAUCGGAGCUAUCCGAGUUCCAGGCGAAGAUGCGCGCUGAGGAAGUUGAAUUUGCUGCAGAAGUUGAAACUCUUGGCUCGUGUCGCAACAGCUUGGAGGCCUCUUUGAGAGAGUCCUCUGCGAGCCUGGCCGACACGGAAGCCGAAGUUUCCGCUGCUCGUGCGCAAAGCUUGGGCUUACGCGCACAACUGGAGGUGCUUCAAGCUGCGCGAGAUGAAAUCGUGUCACAGGAGCACCAGGCCGCAGCAAAUGGGCACAUGCACGAUGGCAUCAUGAUGCUUCAACAGCUUCUGCUGGCAGGCUGCGAUCCACAGUCCUUGCUCCAAACGAUGCACAGAGGGCGCCAGCUCUCCAAGGGAUGUGAGGUCGGUGCCCAUGUCAGUUGUCCACACAACCCUGGCGUCAGCUGCGCUGGAAACCAAUGCUGCCCCCCGACACACGCUGGUGGUCCGUCAUUAAUCUGCCCAUCCGCUGCUGAUGAUUUCCACGACUGUGGCAACCCAGUCAAAGUGGAGAAUUGCUUGUCCGAUCAGCCGCCGGCACCAAGCCCACCACCUCCGGCGCCGGCGCCCUUUGUACCUCCGUCACCUCCACCACCUCCACCGCCUGCAGGUGCAGCAUCCCUGACGAUGCGCAUCCUCAACAGAGAGUGGUCUGAUGGCGUGGUUUUCUGCCGCGGCCCGCAAGACGCGCUGAGCACUGUCUUCCUGGAUCCGGCUUUGUCGCAAAGCGUACGCGGCUCGGGAAUCGACUGCUCCGAGGGUACUGGGCAUGACACGUUCGGGCACGGUGUCCCGGAUCUGACGACGCUUUGCAUGCCCCUGAAGAAGGGGGAGUCGAUUGAGCUCUUCUUUGGCGAGGGGGGGAACUGGCCUUCCGGCACCUGCUGGUUCCAGGAUAUAGCAUCCAACCAGCAGCACUCGCUAUCAAUGGGCCCUCAAUACCAGAGCCAGGUCGAGUUCACGAUCACAACAGUGGUGUCCUGGGAUCUGACAUCUGUGGAAGGAGUGUCUGGAGGUCUCACGAUGAAUUAUACUGAUGGUGGUGGCAAGGUGACUGAUGUCGUUGCAUUGCCUGGCAAAUUUUCUGGUUCGGCCUUGAAGAUCGAACCAGCCCCGGGCAUUGGCUUUCCGACAGUUCUUGCCGAUAAGCACCGGUACGGCGAGUGCAAUUGUCCUGUCUUCUCACCUGGAGACCCAAACUGCAAUAAUGACGCCUGCUACACUGGAUGUCCUGGAUCUUUGGCUGACAACCCUUGCGGUCAGCACCGUUGCCGACAGUGGUAUGCUCGGAGCUACGAGACCUCCGAGAGCUACUGCGGAUGGUUGUAUGCAAACGAUGCAGAGACAUACUGUUGGGCCAUGGACGAGUGGAAGUGCAUCGAUAGCACCUGCGGAUAUGGGGCCCCGGAUCAGCCCAGCGAGGACUGCAGCACGGUCUCGGGGAACCCGAACUUUGCAGCCAAUACUUACAGCUGUGGCCACAUCAAGGACCAGCCCGCCUUUCCCAGCGGCAAAUGGUGGAUCCAUGCCGUCGGCUGUACCGACAAACUCGUCCAGGGUGUCCCAACCAAUCCAAUCUUGCCACGAGCGGGUGGCGUCAUCGAGACUUGCCUGCAUCGGAACAGUUUGUCAUUUUGCCGAGCUGGACGCAGUUACCAUCCUGCAUUUAUCGGUGUUGGCGCCCACUGGCCACACUGCUGCCGCAAGAAACUUGACUCUUGGAAGCUUGGGUGUGAAAGUCAGCACGUUGCAUGA
Molecule: messenger RNA, 6312 nt
Organism: Symbiodinium natans
Lineage: Eukaryota; Dinophyceae; Suessiales; Symbiodiniaceae
Source: the annotation of a GenBank genome assembly